GCUUCCCCGCGAGGCUGCGGGUGGCUCGGCCGGUGGUGCUGGCCCUGCUGAGGCGCAGACGGCCGGGAGUCCUUGCGGUGACCGGUGCUCGCUGCUGAGCACUGUCCCCAGAGGCUCCCAGCCCUGGCGUCGCCGUCCUACCACGCUAAGCUGGUGUCGGUGGCCCAGGGAGGAGCGCGCUCUCGCUGGGUCCCUACCGGGCCCUCAUGGUGGCCGAAGAGCGCGCUCUCGUUGAGUCCCUACCGGGCCUGCACGGUGGCCGAGGAGCGCGAGUGACCUGCAGGCCCUGGGCCGGAGAAGGCAGCAGUGUCCUGGGGUCGUGCGCUCAGAGCGCCGUGGGGCACAACUUGAGAUGAGACUGUAGUCCAGAGCGGACUGCGCUGGCGGUUUCAUUUCCGGGUGUGAUGGCCCGGCGUUUAAGAACGAACUCAGACGUUGCCUUAAUGAUGAAUGUGAACGUUGUUAAGCGGUGUCCUUGAUUGUGGAGUGUGAUAAGACAUUCUUUUUAAUCAAGAGUCAGUUAUCAGGCUCCUGAUGUAAAGGAGAAAAGGGGAAACAAGUCGUGGAUGGUCCUAAUUCAGUUACUUCGUUUAGAGACUCUUCAGUAGGAUGGGAGUUGUGGAGGCACUGCAGUGAACUAUGUAAUCAUGGAGUCGCCUUGCUAAUCAUCACCACCUGUUCUCCGUGAUAAGCCAGCGAGAAAGUGGGUCGAGGAGAAGGAAAAGAGGCCAACAUGAAGCUGAAGCAGCGAGUUGUGCUGCUAGCAAUACUCCUAGUCAUCUUUAUCUUCACCAAAGUUUUCCUGAUAGACAACUUAGAUACAUCAGCUGCCAACCGAGAGGACCAGAGGGCUUUUCACCGAAUGAUGACUGGCUUGCGGGUGGAACUGGUGCCUAAAUUGGACCACACCCUGCAAUCUCCUUGGGAGAUUGCAGCCCAGUGGGUGGUGCCCCGGGAAGUGUACCCUGAAGAGACACCAGAGCUGGGAGCAAUCAUGCAUGCCAUGGCCACUAAGAAAAUCAUUAAAGCUGAUGUGGGCUAUAAAGGGACACAGCUAAAAGCUUUACUGAUACUUGAAGGAGGACAGAAAGUUGUCUUCAAACCUAAGCGGUAUAGCAGAGACUAUGUGGUAGAAGGGGAACCGUAUGCUGGCUAUGACAGACACAAUGCAGAGGUGGCAGCCUUUCAUUUGGACAGGAUUCUGGGUUUCCGCCGAGCUCCUUUGGUGGUUGGGAGAUAUGUUAAUCUGCGGACAGAGAUCAAGCCUGUGGCCACGGAGCAGCUGUUGAGCACCUUCCUAACUGUAGGGAACAAUACAUGUUUCUAUGGGAAAUGCUAUUACUGCCGAGAGACGGAGCCAGCGUGUGCUGAUGGAGACAUGAUGGAAGGAUCCAUCACACUUUGGCUUCCAGAUGUGUGGCCCCUGCAGAAACAUCGACACCCCUGGGGCAGGACUUACCGAGAAGGCAAAUUGGCCAGGUGGGAAUAUGAUGAGAGCUACUGUGAUGCUGUGAAGAAAACGUCCCCCUAUGACUCAGGCCCACGCCUGUUGGACAUCAUUGACACUGCUGUCUUUGAUUACUUGAUUGGCAACGCCGAUCGCCAUCACUAUGAAAGCUUUCAAGAUGAUGAAGGCGCUAGCAUGCUUAUCCUUCUUGAUAAUGCCAAAAGCUUUGGGAACCCCUCGCUGGAUGAGAGAAGCAUUCUUGCCCCUCUCUAUCAGUGUUGCAUUAUUCGGGUUUCAACCUGGAAUAGACUGAACUACCUAAAGAAUGGAGUGCUAAAGUCUGCCUUAAAAUCUGCCAUGGCCCAUGACCCCAUCUCCCCUGUGCUCUCUGACCCACACUUGGACACUGUGGACCAGCGGCUUCUGAACGUCCUUGCCACUGUCAAGCAGUGCACUGACCAGUUUGGGAUGGACACUGUGCUGGUGGAAGACAGGAUGCCGCUCUCCCACUUGUAACUCUCAGCGAGAAACAAGUGGAACUGGAUUUUAUGAAGCUAGAGAAACAGCACAAUCAAUUCCAAGUGGCAUGUGACGGCCUGGACGUGGCCAGCAGCGGGUUUGGUGGUAGGAGACAGUGGUCCUAGGAGUGCUUGGUGUUUUCUGCGGUGUCUGCGUGGGAGCCUGUCUGUGGAGUCACCUGGCCUCCUCAGCAGUUGUCCAUUCAGGCAGCAGGCUCCGGCUCUGGUCAGUCGUAUUCCCACCCCAAAGGGCAAACAGGUGUGACACUGGCUAAGGAAUUGGUUCCAGAGUGUGUCUGGGGUGAACCUUGCCGUCCUUUCUCCACACCCAUGGAUUCUGUAGACUGACUUUGCAGUCCCUUGUGUCUUUAAAAACAAACAACAAACAAAGGCAGAACUAGUCAGCUUAUAAAAUGUCCUGCACCUCCAGAGUGGCAUCAGACAAGAUAGCACAGUGUGCUGGAGGAGACCCAUUUUAAGGUAGAUGGAGGAAGGGAAGGUGAGGAAGGUGAUGGAGCUCUUCGCUAUUGAGUGCUAUGGAUUUGACAUCUCAGGGAAGAGAAGAGGGAGGGACUCACCCUGUAGAACCAGGAGGAUGAUUGAUUGCCUUAGAGAAAAUCAGCUUCCCCUGUGUUUAGGUUCUUGGAUAUGUCUGAAGCAAACACUCAUCCUCCAGUCCUGCUCAAAUGAACCAAAACCGUCUCCAGAGGAAAUAGGAUUACAACCCAAGCAUGAUCCCUGCCGGACACUGACUUACCUCCAGAGUAACAAAACCCUGAAAUAAUGCAAGUUUGGUACCCGUGACCUCUGUCAUCCUCACACACACACCCCUUUCUCUCAUUGGCAUUGUUUACUUUGAUUAGACUGUAGGCUCUUACUCUAGCCCAUGCUAGUCUGGAAUUAGUAUAUAACCAGGCUGGCUUUGAACUGGCAGCAGUCCUUCUGCCUCAGCCUUUCACAUGCUAGGAUGAAGUAUGAGCAACCAUACCCAGUUCUCAUUUCUCUUCUAAGGUGUGAGGCAUUUGAUCAGCGAUGCUGCUGUCCCAAGGAGGUUGAUGGCCUUGUCUGUGCCCUCUUAUGAGAAAGUGUCCUACUGGUAGCUGGACUGAGCUUGCGAUGUGGGCCCUGCAGGUAGCAAAAAAAAAAAAAAAAAAAAAGAUUUUAAGCCUUCUGAGCCUUGAAACUGAGUCUACCACAAAGAGCCUUAAUAUUUUGGUUCAUAUUGAGUUCUGAACCUAUGGUGUUGUUAGUAGAAUUCUUUCAUCCCAUGGAGCCUGGCUUGAGCAACUGCCUUCUGAGUUUAAGCCUCAGGCCUCUCACAUUGAAACGUAGGAGCCUGUAACAACUUAUACAAGGUAUGGAAAUAGGAAAGUUUGCACAUUUUAGGUACAUUUUGAGGUAGACUGAAGAAUUGGCUGUAUUUUUUAAUGCAAAUAUUGAACUUAAGGAAGCAAAUAUUAACACAAACACUGAAAUAGUGUUAACAAAAGGUGUUGAGUCCAACUUCAAGGCCACUUGUCCAGCAAAUUCACAGUUGAACUUGAGAUUAGUGUGGUCAGUGCUUAUGAAAGUGGGAGCCAGCAGGUGGCAGCAGUCAGCCCUCCCACUCUGGGACACACUGGUGAUGGGAGUGACAAGGAGCCUCACUUGCAAUGUUGAAGGCAUGGGAUUCUUCUGAGGCCAAGAAGAGGCAGAAAGGGUGCUCCAGAAAAAUGUCUUCUCUGUCUUAGCAUAGUCACAGAAAAGUCAUUUCACACUCCUGCAUUAGGAGGCACGCAGAUCCACAGUGGAUAAAGUGAGCCAACAGAGUGGUGUGACACAGCAAUUAGAAUAUAAGCUCUGCUCUGAGGUGGGAUUGCAUUAAGCUAGGAAAGGUAUAUUGGUGAAUCUUGGCAAGGCCGGCAGGGGCGGGGGCAGGGAGGCAGCCAUAAGCUUCUAGCUCCAAACUUAUAGACACAGUUGUGUUGUGGAAAAAAAGCAUAGGUGCAUUUUUUAAAAAGUGUUGAAACUCUGACCCCUUUCGAGGUCAUUUACUAGAGUUAGGGCUGUUAUAAUCAAGUCACCAGUGGGAGUUAGGUCAGCUCUAAAUUAUGUUUGCCAGCUGAACGUCUGAAUACCUGGAUACAUUUACUACAAAACCAAGAAACUGGGACCUAUUGCUGUUCCCUCAUUUGUCCCCACUUCUUAAACACGUGUCCUCGAAGUUGAAAUGAGAAAUUUAGGGUAAGAAUUUUUAUUCUCAAACUGUUCCUUAGUCUCAGGCUGCAUUGUGCUAUAAAUUCCUUUUAAAACAGGAGGCUCUGGUUUGCUGAAGAUGGGUGGUAUUUUUAAGGUAUGUCUCCCUGUUUGCACUCAGGGUUAAAGUGUCAAGACUAAAUUUUAAGAAGAAAAUGGAGGAAUCCGGCUACAUUUAUUACAGAUUAUUUUGGCAAAGUGGAUCCUGGCAGCUUUUCUAUUUUCCCAGUGCUGGUGACAGCAUUGCCAUCCAAAGAAUUCUCCAUGCACCACAUCCCUUCAGCCUCCCUUCUCAUUCCUCACUGGAUCUCUUUGAUCGGCAAUUGACCUUCUCUUGUGACUAUAAAACAGCUUGGGUCAGCAAGCUCCCUUGUGUCUCUGGUCUGACUUUCAGGAUGGCGGGUGCAGGGCUUUGGGUCAGUGUGGCUGUGGUUGUAUUCUGCCAAGGAACAUGGAUUUCCUUUGACACUGAGAAAGGACUUGGCCAGUAGAGGUUAGCAUAUUCACCAAGCAUCUCCUGAGCGGUCUGCUGAGCCAGGUGACCUGACUGUGACACUUGCUCUGUGGGAGAGGCUGGCUUUUCUCCCCUGUAUCUCUAGUCUGGGUGGCAAAUGGGGACUGGGUACUGCACUGUCAUGAAUUUUUAGGACCUACAGUGAUCCUCAAACUUUUGGGGGAAGCUGGGAAUAACUUACUGGGAGGUUAAUUUAUUUGUCUAAAGGGUGGUGUAGGCAUCACUGCCCUCUUGUUUGAUCUGCCUGGGAUUUCCUCUUGGAGCUGUUGGGCAGACAGAGGUUGUACUUGGUAAGACACCAGACAAAUUUCUAAUGUGUUCUGUGGGUUUCAAUUCUGAAAAAAAAAAAAUAAAGAUUUUAAUAUA
This is a messenger RNA of Mesocricetus auratus (golden hamster), 5080 nucleotides long. RefSeq names its product FAM20B glycosaminoglycan xylosylkinase (gene Fam20b). Bases 734 to 1963 code for a protein of 409 amino acids. The transcript has 8 exons. Gene Ontology annotation, molecular function: phosphotransferase activity, alcohol group as acceptor. NCBI's taxonomy places the organism in Eukaryota, Metazoa, Chordata, Mammalia, Rodentia, Cricetidae. Gene Ontology annotation, biological process: protein phosphorylation. The record is from RefSeq and is a predicted model, not a curated record. Gene Ontology annotation, cellular component: Golgi apparatus.